Messenger RNA from Lactuca saligna, 333 nucleotides. NCBI's taxonomy places the organism in Eukaryota, Viridiplantae, Streptophyta, Magnoliopsida, Asterales, Asteraceae. The record is from the annotation of a GenBank genome assembly.
AUGUCAGGAGAAAUGGAGGAUGAUCUUGACCUAUCCAACUUUAUCCCUCCAAUGAACAAGAGAAACAUGGAAGGAAUUACAUAUGGAGGGGUAACGCGGAAAAAUCAAAAUGAGGCUGACACAAGUGUUGAUUCAUUUAAUAAUUUUGUGGAUGAUGAUUUAGAUGUUAAUAUCCCAAAUGUUGAUGUUAAAACAAGGUCCAAUGAAGGUGUACCAUGGAAGAAGCGAUUUCAUGCACUAGGUAUGAGAUUUACUAAUCCUAAACAACUGAAGCACAUGCUUUGCAAUUAUGAUAUUGUCAAUGGGUAUCAAUUGUGUUAUAAAAAAUGGUAG